Onychostoma macrolepis is the source of this 6344-nucleotide messenger RNA. Its product is annotated as proline-rich transmembrane protein 3. The record is from RefSeq and is a predicted model, not a curated record. Bases 1246 to 4257 code for a protein of 1003 amino acids. Lineage: Eukaryota; Metazoa; Chordata; Actinopteri; Cypriniformes; Cyprinidae. The transcript is spliced from 5 exons.
UAUAUUAAAGUAUAUUAAAAUAGAAAACCAUUAUUUUAAAUUGUAAUAAUAUUUGACAAUAUUACUUGUUUUGCAUUUUUGAUCAAAUAAAUGUAACCUUGAUGAGCAUAAGAGACCUCUUUAAAAAACAUUAAAAAUCUUACUUUUGAAUGGGUGUGUAAGGACCUGAGGACUGGUGUGAUAUGCUCAGAUUUUCUGGUUCUAGUCAGAAUCUUGGCAGCAGCGUUCUGGAUGAGCUGCAGACUGGUCUUCUUCGGAAGGCCGGUGUGGAGACCAUUACAAUAAUCCACCCGGCUGGUGAUAAAGGCAUGAACAAGUUUCUCCAAGUCUUGACUGGACACAAAACAUCUAAUUCUUGCAAUGUUUUUGAGAUGAUAGUAUGCUGAUUUAGUUACUGCUUUGACAUGACUACUAAAACUGUCUGUCUCCAGAAUCACCCCAAGAUUUUUGACUUGAUUUUUAGUUGUUUGACCCCUAGAGUCAAGGUAUGCAUUCACCUUGAGAACUUCAUCUUUGUUUCCAAAUGCAAUGACUUCAGUUUUCUCCUUGUUUAACUGAAGAAAGUUCUGGCACAUCCAACAGUUUAUUUCAUCAAUGCAUUGGCAGAGGGAGUCAAUGGGGCUAUAGUCAUUUAGAGAUAAGGCUAGGUAAAUCUGGGUAUCAUCAGCAUAGCUGUCAUAGGCAAUUUGGUUCUUUCUCAUUAUUUGACUUAGUGGGAGCAUAUACAGGCUAAACAAGAGUGGUGCAAGAAUUGAGUCUUGUGGGACUCCGCAUGUCAUGGACGUCCACUUAGACUUAUGCUCUCCUAUACUCACAUAAUAACCUCUCCCUUCUAAGUAUGACCUGAACCAUUUGAGUACCAUCCCAGAAAGCCCAACCCAGUUUUCCAGCCCCAACAUACACUUACAAGGACAUUACUACAGUAAUAUUUAACAUGUCUGGCUGACCUUCUGUGCACAAGACCUAUCAAGUCCUGUGAUGCAAGAUCAACUUCACCUGCAACUUCACCUUCAUCAACAGAAACCGAGAGGCACGGAUGAAUUUCAAUGGUGGAUGAGGAGAUUUUAGUAUUUUACACUAGGUUGAUCUCAGGAAAAAGCGGAUGCUUUGUGGAGAACUGAAGCUGUAAUAACUAAUUGAUCCAUCCGUCAUUUAUAGAGAAGAAAUGAGAAUGAACAGUUGAGCAUAUGAUUUCAACAGGCAACCACAGCCAUAGGCAGUUUCACUAUAGGACAGACUGUCACUAUGGUGCCUCUACUCCAACUCUUUUUUCUAAUGCCUCUAAUUAAGCCAAUCACAAAUCAUGUCCAUGGAAACUCUCUUUAUCCUCCAAUCACUCAUUCAAAUCACAGCCUGUUUUCUCAGACUUACACGCUUGUCAGAAAAACUGAUCAUAGAUUGGCAGCCAAUGCUGCGUUAGAAACUGUGAGACCGUUUCUUCAUGGCUUCUAUCAGAAAAGUGUCAUUAAAUCAAGUGGAGAUUCAAAUGAAUGGACUGAAAGCAGAAAUACUGAGGACACAUUGUCAGAAAAAAGGUCACAUACUGACAUAACUGGGUCAAGAGGUAUAUUUUUAUUAUCACCCAAAAACAGAGUCAAAAGAGGUCCUUCCCAAAAUGCCAUAAUACCACAAGAUGCUGCUGGAAAAGAAAAGGAGACUGCUGAUGAGACAAAGUCAGUGACAGAAGAACCAGUCACUGAAUUUGAAGAGAAAGACUUGUCAACAGUUGGGUCAGGUGAUAUGUUAAUACCCAGAGAAAUUGGCUUCGUUGGAUCAUCAACAGAGGCAAUAACAUCUCUUGAUAAAAAGCAUACCCAGUACAGACCGCAAGUUCAGACUGCUUAUAGUGUGCUUGCUAGUUUGGCCACACUACAAACAGAUCCAACAAUCAACCCUUCACUCGGGACCAGUCCUUCUACAACUUCACCACCUAAUGAAAAGCCUGUAUCCACUUCCAGUAGGAUUAGCCAGUUGGACGCCAACAGGACUGAACUGGAAAUAGGUAGGUUGGGGAUAACCACUCCAGCUAAAAUUCAGCCAAGGCAGUUUAUCACUUUACAGUCACAUACUGAAGCCACCUCUCUUAGCACAAGCACAACCAAUCUACAACUAGAGGCACCAUCACUGGGAGUGGACAUCAUUACUUCCAACUAUUCACAACCGAAAAGCACUUCACAGUCAACAAAAUCAGCAAAAAUACCCAAUGAGUCAAACCAGUCAAAGGAGCCAGGAACGAAAAGAACAGUGACUGAUAUAAAGAACACAAAAGACAUACCCACUUUUCUAAGGACUGCCUCCCCUCACCCGACUGGACACGGGCAUUUUCUGUUCUCAGAAAAUGAUGGAAGAUUUACAGAGAAAGACCAGUCAGUCUCACAGGAAAUAGUCCCAUCUCUGAAGUCAAACCCUGCCUCUCCAACCUAUGCCCUACCCAAGGACCCCUGUGCUUCUGGUGUGGGUCCCUGUGUUUUUUCCAAAGAUCAAAACAACAAUGAUAAAUAUGGCGCAACAAAUGGGAGCUUUUUAGUGUGGGCAGACUUAAAACGCACACUUUCAUUUGCAUGGGAGCUCCAUGUAUUUGGUUCUGCUGCCCUUUUCCUUCUGCUGACUGCUGGCUCAGCCCUCGGUUUAGCAUUAUCUCCCAGCUUGAACUGCCCCCACCGUGGUGAACUGAUACUCACCAAUACCCUCUUGCUAGUUGCAGGUGCAGUUAGAGCAGGCUACUUCUUGCUCGACCCAUAUGGGACUCGGCUCCUCCUGCCACCUCCUGUCGUAAUAGCUUUAUACACGCUGCCGUUACCGUUGUUAAUUCUAGCACAGGCUGCAUUAGUGAUACUGGUACUAAAAGAGACAGGGGUAACCUGGCUUCCACCAACACUUCAGCGCCCUCCUCUUUUAGGACUGUUAGCUGUUUUCCAAUGCACUCUUCUACUUGCUGCAGACUUACUUUCCCCUGCGCUUUCUCCUGCUGUUCCCAUUGUCCUUCAGAGCCUCACGCUGACUGCAGGCCUGGUACUGUGUCUAGGCUACCUUUUCUUGGCACUGCCACGCUUCUCUCACACACAUGCAGCUCGGGCAGGGAAUAAGGGUACGGGUGAAGGAAAGGUGCGGGUUUUAGCACGGGUACUGGCAGUGUGCGCUCUUCUUGGGGCGCUGUGCUGUCUGUUGCACAUUUAUGCCUGCUUGUGGCUGUAUGGACUUCUAGGAGACUGGAGGCGCUUUCGUUGGGCAUGGUGGCUCUGUCAGUUCUGGGUACGACUGUUAGAGCUUGCCUGGGCUUUCUGCCUGCUUCUGAUGUCUUCUUGGGUCUUCUGGAGACACAAUGGAGGAGCACCAAGACAGGAAGGAGCUACCACAGCAAGUUUGCCCUCACCCUCCCAAUCAUCAAAUUCUACCAGCAGACAUACAUGCUGGGCGAAGAUUGUGCAGAGCCUCAAGGUAAGGCAACAAAGGAAAUCUGAAAGCAAUGGGAUUGGAGGGUCAAAUAGUGGUGCAGGUGCCGGAGAGUUGCCCAAUAACUGGGCAGGACAGGAGCGAUCAGGGGCAGACAUUAGCAAGAGCCUCAUACGAAAUCGUGAUCCACUCAAAGACAGCAAUCAUUUGCGCAAUCUGAAAGGCAUUGCAGGGGGCUCUGCAGGUUCAUUGCUAAGGCUGCAGGCACUUGCUCAGCCACCUCAGCGCUCUUUAAGCAGCAGUUUGGACAGGGACAAGGAGUCAGCCAUCUCCCUCUGGGAUUUUGACCUGCGCCCGCCAACCCCAAUUGACCUCAGCCGCAGUAUUGAUGAGGCACUUCAUCGUGAGCAUCUAUUAAGGGGUGAAAGUUUGUUCCAGCCACUGCAACUGCCAUCACCUCCUCCGUCUCCGAACCUGUGGAUGCGACGGAAUAGCGACCCUCAAAUCACGCUGUCAUUGAGCAGUGAUGAACACACAUUGCUCACUGAGUCCUCCGCAGGUCUGGAUCGCUCCAUUCCUAGUGCUGUGCCCAGCCGGCAAGUCACAGCGCCCCCCACACCCACUCAUCAGGGCUUUCGUUGGGUCUCUGAGGCACAAGUGCCUUCCUCUUUGUCCUGUCCGGUCUCACUGCACCCUUCCCCGAGCACAAGCCAUGUCCUCAUGCCCAGUGCAGAAAACACAAGGCCGUUUCUAACCCCUGACCUUGACAGUUCACAAUCAAAUACCAGAGGGGGGCAAAGUUACUUGAAAGUCGCUCGAAAUGAUGACUCAGCCAGUGUCAGCAGUGACAUUAUUGACCUUUGAACAUGUCAUGAAGCACAGCAACUCCAGAUUACAACGUAUUCACAUUCUCCAAAAAGUAGAGAUUAUACAUUUAAUCAUGACUUGCUGUUUAAUUGUUGUAUAAUGGCACUUAAAGGGGAAGAGGAACAUACUGUUAAGUGGCUUCAUCAGAUUUUAUUAAAUAGACUGAAAUGUUAAGUGCAAUAUGCACUAUAAAUAUAUGUUUUUCCUUUAAAAGUCUUGUUUACAGUAAUGCAUAUACUAUAGAAGUCUAUGGGGCAAGGCAUACCAGAGGCAGAAGUCUGAAGCUUGUAUUCGCUAUUAUAAUGUUUUCGUACAAAAUGUGUGUUAUUUGAUCUGUAAUCUUGUCGUUUUAGUGGUGGGACCACUAUUUUAGGCAAAAUAACCUCUAGAUGUGAAUUAAUGUAAUUUCUGUUGGUGUACUUGCUCUAAGUAAAAUACUUUGGCAAAAAGUUAGUAGUCUCCUGUUGUUACAUGUUAUAUUUAAGUUUUGUGGCUGUACUUUGCAGUAGUGUGCGUAUUUUAAUGUUUAUUCUGGUGCAGUGCCUUGUCCCAUAGAGCAAUUAAGUGCUACCUUAGCAUGCAUUGUGAGAGCUGUGUCUGGACAGUGUUUUUUCCCCUUUUGCACUGCAUUUGAACAGAAAUUAUACUGGAUGUGCCAGAACAUGUUGACUUUGCACUUCCAGUUUAUUCUUGCAAUGCAGCAUACCUAAAACAUACUAACUGGAGUUGUUUAGUAAAAUAAUUUUGAUAUAAAUGACUUUGAAUUUGGUGGUUGGUAUAUUCAGCGGUUUAGUCAAAAUUUCAACACAGCUGGAUGCUCAACUCAUCACUACUUUAUUAGAUACUGAAGAACUCUUAUGUGAGCAAUAAAUUAUAAAAAGCUGUGAGUAUAACUUAAACAGAUUAUGUAUAUACUAUAUUUUUGUUUGUAAAUAAUGAUGUAUUCUGAUUACAUUUAAUGCAUUUAAUGUGAAUGACAAUCUUUCCUACUGAAAAAAUAUACUGAUCCUGGCAGAAUAAGGACUAAAGAUGCACUAGAUUUCUCCAGGCAUAUCUGUCUUUAGUUCAAUACAACAGAUACAUAUCCUGAGAAAUGUUAAUGUGCACCAUUUAAGUGUGACAUGAAAGGAACGUGAUUAUAUGCUUUAUACAUUUUCUUGUUUUUUAGUUGAAAAGUUUUGUUCCUCUCCCUUUCAUUUAAAAAUGGCAAGGAACAGUUUUAAUAUUACUUUCAUAUUUGCAAAUAAACAAUGUUGUACAUAGAGAUUCCAGUGAGAGGCUGAUGAGCGAGUUUUUGUUUAGUGGUUUGAGUUGCCUAUUCAUUGUCAGUCACCGGCAAUAUAUAGUUGUCGGUGACUGACAAUGAAUAGGCAACUCAAACCACUAAAGAGGUUUAAGAGGUUUCCCUCUUAAAAAAAUAAAUAAAUAACAAAUAAAAAUCAGUGCCAUAGCAGAAAACAAACACUUUGACUUAACCAGGCACUCUCUGUGCUUGUAUUGUGCUGUGCCAUAUUUUGAUUGAAUUAUUUUCGUUUUAUUCUUUACAGCUAAAGUCUGCUUUCUAUGCAAAUUUGACUUUAUAGAAUGCAUUGUUGCAUGGUACAACUGACAUUGUGCUGUUGCCAAUUGUGGAAAGCAGGCGUGCUGUUAUUGAUCACAGCAGCAGUAAUUCAUCAAAUGAUGCUCAAAAAAUGUAGAAGCACAUUGUAGCUGGGCAAGCCAUCACACAUGGUAAACUGUCAGGCACAAUUUAGCCAUUUUAAAGAAAUGAUUCAGAACCCUGGCCUGCAGUAGUUGGAGUAUUACUGUACAGUCCCAGCAAAUUAUGCAGUAGUGUGUCGUAUUCACCACAACUUAAUACUCAGAACUGGCCUGCAAGCUGGGGAACUGCAUCAGACAGGUUUACCAUUUCCUGAUUUGCCAAGUUUUUUGUGGGUCCUAGAAUUAAGCAGACAGUGCCUUAAAAACAAAACAUGGGCACUAGUCAUUCUUACUGAAUUUUCCCCCUGAAUUAUUUAUUUAUUUAUUGUCUCAAUGCAUUUUUGUGUGGUCAAGUUAGCUUUUGAAUAAAACAAAUGAAAAUA